This is a messenger RNA of Iphiclides podalirius (scarce swallowtail), 327 nucleotides long. The record is from the annotation of a GenBank genome assembly. NCBI's taxonomy places the organism in Eukaryota, Metazoa, Arthropoda, Insecta, Lepidoptera, Papilionidae.
AUGGCAGCACUGUCUGAACUCCUGUCCACGAUGACCUUGGGGCAGCUUCUGCCACACCCUCUCAGCCACAUGUUGGAAUUGGCACCGGAGUUAACCGCCAGUGAGCUUGUGCAAGUGUUACGCGAUUGUCUAUGGAAUUACACGAGAGAUCACGUGCCUUCGCCGGCAUUAUUUACGUGUGACUCUUCUGGUCUUCAUUGGCGCGAUCCUUCUACAUGCAAACCGCCAUCCACCUACACAGACACUCUAAGAUUAAUUAUACAGAAGAAUAUAUCAAAAUUGGGCCAUCUAUAUCCAAUUAUGUUUUUAAAUCUCGAAAAAGAUAAU